Molecule: messenger RNA, 1674 nt
Organism: Diaporthe batatas
Lineage: Eukaryota; Fungi; Ascomycota; Sordariomycetes; Diaporthales; Diaporthaceae
Exons: 2
Coding region: 1-1674 (557 amino acids)
Molecular function (GO): mRNA binding
Source: RefSeq, a predicted model, not a curated record
AUGUCUACGACAGCAACUUUGAACAGGACGGAUGGCUCUACACACGCAAGCCAGUCGAGGACGGGCGUGCCGCAGACCGACGAUUUGCGGCCUUUCGAAAUCACCGAUUGGGACCCAGUCCCUAUACAAUCUCGCAGGAAGUUUCCUAAUACUACAUCUCUGGAAACACAGUAUGCGAAAGCCAGCAAGUCCCCCCUCACGCUGAAGACCAGCCCAAAUGACAUCUCGCGCUCGCCAAAUUACGUGACUACCCCCGAAAGGCAGCCACAUUCAGCAUAUACAUACAGCGCCUUUCCAUCCACAUCACCAAACUUCGUCAGAGACAGCGAGAGGCGGAACAGCACAUGGGCCGUCCCGCGGCGGCCCCCCGCGUACAACCCACCCAGCACCCCCCGCGACGACAAUGCGCGCUGCAACGUGCUUGUCGUCAGCAACCUGCCGGCGGAGACGUCAGAGGACGAGCUGAGGGGCAUCUUCGCCUCACAGCCCGGGUAUGACCGGAUGAGCCUGCGCGCGACGGCAAGCGGGCCGUCGUGCUUUGUCCAGUUCGACGAUGUCACGGCCGCGGCCAGGGCGCUGCGGAACCUGUACGGGUGGCCGCUCAAGCACAGCAGGACAGGCGGGAUCCGCCUGAGCUUUUCCAAGGACCACCUCGGCAUGCCGCCGUCCCGCCCGCUGACGCCCCGGACUUGGAGGCGUGCUCCCCCGCCGCCGCCUCUGGUGUUGCCUGUGCGGCCCCCCCUCCAUUCGCCCGGUGGAUUUGCGUCGGACAUAAAUCGUCGCCCUGUUGCUGUGCCCGAAUCUCCCACCUCGAGCAUUGAGGUUCAGUCUGUCAGCAGUGCAAGUGUCGGGGAGUCGGCUACAACACUGGUAGCGGACGAAAAGUUGGGUGAAGGAGAGCCUUCCGCAGAGGCAAAGACUGCGCCCCCUGCCGAUCCCCAAGGAGCGCUGGAAUACACUCCUUCUGAAGGGCUGCAAAUGCAUACUGUCAGAGGACCGGACUACAAACUUGACAUGUUUGAUAAUUAUCGACUCUGGCUGGAGGAGGCAGUUGAGAUGGAACUCGACUGGUACCCUCUCCCGCCGAUCAAGCAGCCGCUGAGACUAUCCCAAUCGCGACUGGUGUGGACGUACAAUGGAAAUCCGAUGUCAAUCUACCUGAGCGAAGACGAAACACAGCGCUGCAGUGGGUAUCUCGAGGAUAUUCGUGGGAAAUCACCAACCAGCAAGCCAGCCAUUCAGCAUGAAAGCCCCGACAUCACUUAUUAUCAAAAGGCUAAAGCUAUUGUGGAGGCCUGGGCUCGAAUCCAGAUCUUGUCUUGGCAGCUCUCGCGGGGCAGCAGCAAUGUCCGGGCAAGUAAUGCAUCCCCCGCCAAUGCCGGGGACACAAGGGAGCAGCUGGAAAGCCAUCUGUGCCUCGAAAAGUACCCAACGCCGACUCAAGAUGCCACGCUUUUGAGGCUCAAGUCCAUAGAGCACAUGGAGGACGACUUCGAGUUCUUCGUCCGCGCUCGAAGCAUGAUGUGUGAUGCAGAGGGAAGUUGGUUGCGGCAGUUGUUACCAUGGUCAUACCGCGAUGUCAGAUUUUCAAAGGUAUGCUUCGAGGCCACACUCACCCUAGCUGACGGGGAUACAUUGAAGGGCGUAGACUCAGGAGCACUAAAUGCAACGUAG